Messenger RNA from Folsomia candida, 3184 nucleotides. RefSeq lists its product as uncharacterized. The record is from RefSeq and is a predicted model, not a curated record. Lineage: Eukaryota; Metazoa; Arthropoda; Collembola; Entomobryomorpha; Isotomidae. The transcript is spliced from 2 exons. The coding region runs from base 654 to 1832 and encodes 392 amino acids.
AAGCCAAUAAUGGAGGAAACGAGGAGAUUAUUGCAACAAUGUGGAUUGGAAUGCUACUGGGAUGCUUUUAAGGGUAAGAAUUUACAUUAUUAUUUGUUUGAUGAAUUUGAAUAAUUUGUACACAAAUUUAAUUUCUAAUUGAGCUUAAAUUUUAUUUGAUUUAUUUUAAACAGACAACGAUAUUACGGACGAGACUCUGUUAAUAAUUUCCAAAGAAGAAUUAUCGUCGCUUGUUCCUGUAGUUGGACAUUUAGCUCGGCUUUGGAAUGCUGUGCAGAAUUUGAGAAAUGGGCUGGUAUAUCUUUGUUUUAAGUGCAAUACUAAUUUUAAGACUUUAGUAGAGUUGUCAGAACAUUUAAAAAAUUAUCAUAAGUUAACAGGGUCCAGUGUUUAUAAAUGUCCUCACUGUAGUGGUUUGUACCAGAGAAAGUCAUACUUGAAUCACUUUCGUAAUAUUUACAAAAUUCACAGAAAUUUAUUGGAAAAUAUCUCCUCAAUUACAAAUAGUAGCAACAAAUUUUGUUGAAAAUGACAAUGCGGCAGGGGAAAGAUUGUCAACUUCACCAAAUCUUGAGGAGAAAAUAGAAGUAGUGAAUGUGGAUGAACAGAUUUUAAAAUUGUUUGCUAGUUUACUAAAAUCAGGAAAAGUUCCCAUGAGUACAAGCAAUCAAAUCAUGAAAACUUUUAAAGAAAUUAUUACGAAUGUCGUAUUAAAUUGUAAGAGUUUUGCAACUAAAAUCAUUCAGAGCAGCAUGGAAAAAGAUUGCAAAUUGAGGAAACUUAAUCAAUUAGAUUCCUACUUGAAAGUAUUUGAUAAUCUAAAUAGCAAACACAAGUUAGAUAAAUAUUUCUUAGAAAAUGGAAUGAUGAUUGGUCCAAAGGAAAUCGUUCUGGACACUGACUUAGAAUUUUUUCGUUCUAAAGACGGGACACGGAGGCAACGGUAUAGACCGAUUACCAUGCAAUAUGUUUCGCUAAGGAGUUCAGUUACUCAACUUUUAGACAAACCAGGGUUUUAUUCAACCUUGCAAAACAGAAAGAGAUACAAUGGCGAAAGGUAUUCAGAUUUUAGAAACGGUCAGUAUUGUGAUGGUUUAGGCUCAAAUUUACGGGAUGUGAUCUUUAUUUCAAUUUACUUUGACGACGCGGAAGUUGCGAAUCCUUUUGGUUCCAAAAAAGGCAAACAUAAGCUGGCAAAUUUUUAUUUUACAAUUCUAGACAUGCCAACGCAAAUGUUAUCUUCUUUAGAAAAUACCAUUUUAUUGGCAUGUUUAAAAAGUGAGGAUAUGAAACUUUGCACAUCUAAUUCAGUAAUGCAAAUAAUUGUGGAUGAGUUUAUAGAGCUAUGGACAAAAGGCAUUCAAAUCACCCACAAUGGCGAGGAAAUUGAGUUAAAAGUAGCUCUGGCUCAAAUUUGUGGCGACAAUUUAGGGUUGCACUCUAUUUUAGGGUUUUCUGAGGGUUUCACGGCGAAUUUUCCAUGUCGUAAAUGUAAACUGCAUAGGACUGAGUGUCAGGUGGCAACUGGAGAAGAUUCCAUCAGAAUUCGGAAUAUUCAAAAUUAUAAUAUUGAUGUUAACAUGAAUAACUUCAGUCUCACAGGAAUUAAUUUUGCAACAGUUUUAAAUCAACUGCCCUAUUUUCAUGCAACGAAUAAUUUUGUAUUUGACAUAAUGCACGACAUUUUGGAGGGAGUAGGUCCGGAUUUAUUAUUAUGCACGUUGAAUAGUUUAAUCUCUCGAAAAAUAAUCAAAUUAGAAAAAUUAAACUACCGAAUUGAAUCAUUUAAUUAUGGUAGGUACUAUUCGAAAAGCCGGCCCUCAGAAAUCUAAGUUAAUUAUUUGAAAGGGGAGACACUAACUGGGCAGAAUGCAUCUCAGAGCUUGUGUCUUUUAUUGUUCUUACCGUUAAUUAUUGGAGAUUUGAUUCCUUAUUUAGAUAAGGUUUGGGAAUUUUAUCUUUCAUUCAUCGAAAUUUUAAAUAUAUUAUUGUCGCAUGAAAUAUCUGAAGGUGGGAGAGAGUAUUUAAAUUCUUUAAUUUCCGAAUUCCUUUCCCAAUAUCAAAUAGUUUUUGGUCGUAAAUUAAAACCCAAGCACCAUCAUUUAACACAUUAUGCCUCCGCAAUUCAAGCUAUAGGGCCUUUGGGAAAUUUUUGGGCCAUGACUUUCGAGGCAAGGCACAAAUUUUUUAAAACAGCUGCUCAUGUAAUUUGCAAUUUUAAGAAUAUCCCAAGUCAUUAGCUUACAGGUUUCAGUUAGCAAGAUGUUUCAAUUUAAUUGAGAGCGAUAAUUAUUGUCCAAAUCGGUUCGAAUUUCUUAAAAGUGAAAGUGCAAAUGUUGAGGACCUGGAGCAUUGUGAAUUUAUACGGGAAAAGUUAGGUAUUAUACAAAACGCAGUAAUUGAUGUGACGACAAAAGUUAAAUUUAAUGGAGCAGAGUUUAGGCAGGGUUGUUUUUUAUUAAUUGAGCAAUGUUCACAAUUCCCUGUAUUUGGUUGUGUUGAAAUUAUAAUAUUGGAAAACGAGGACUGUAAUUUUUUAGUUGAAAUCUUUGAGUCGGAGUUUGUUCAACAUUACUCAUGUUUUAAAUUAAUCCAAACAAAAACAAGACAAAUUGUAAAUUUAAACGAUAUAAAUUAUUAUCAACCAGUUUACUCCUCAAAAUCGUUUGCAAAUAACGACCCAAAGAAUUAUAUUGUAUUCCCAUUAAAAUCUGUCUAACAUAUUUUCUAUUUUCCGGAUUAUGUAAUCAUUUUUAUAUUUACAAGAAUUAUGUUUCAUUGUACCAUAUUCUAUAAAUAAUUAAGCAGAGAGAAGAAAGAUCAGAUUCCGAAUUCAGUUUUUCGAUGUUGUCGGAGCGUGAAAUGAAAGAUCGUGGACUAAAUAUUAAUCCAUCUCUGCUGAAAAAUCAGAAACAAGUAACACCAUGCCGCAACCCAGUUAGUACUCUAAGGAAUUCAGCAUUGUUGAAAGAAAUUGGCAGUCCACCAGCACCAGUUGCAGAAUCGCAACUAACACCGCGUAGCCCAGCGACACUUGAGACCAUUCCCAAAAAUCACAACCCUACGGGCGAAGAUAUUUCGCUUGCUACUCAAUCUGAGAACUAUGUUAUGAUCGAUCCACCCUCUGAAACAUUAGGACGAACCCUCGCUCUUCAACAGGCGGACGGAACCUUCAAUCGUCUAU